CUCUUUCCCAAAACCCAAACCCUUGGCGGCUGUGCGUGUGUGACCCGUUUUCUCUAUUUCUCACUCCUUUAGGGCUUUCUCAAAUCCUCUCUCGGUCGUCUGUCUUCUAAAACCCUUGUAUCUUUAUUUGGAUUUGGGGUUUUUGUUUUCUCUUAUAUAUAUAUAUAUUAAUAUUAUCGUUCAAGUUUCGUUUUCUCGUCUCCGUCGGAAGAGGAUCUUGCCGAUUGUUUGAUUUCUCAUGGCCACUGUCGCUCCUUCCGCAGAUCAAGCAACAGAUUUACUGCAGAAGUUGUCGUUAGACACUCAACCAAAGGCCUUGGAAAUUCCGGAACCAACCAAGAAGGCCACUGGCAACCAGUAUGGAUCCGUUGAUGCUGGCAAUGCUGCAAAUGGUCAGAUCCCAUCAUGUGAACGCUCAGUGACACCACUAUUACAAGAUUUUAUUGAUCCCACCAUGUGUUACCUUCCAAAUGGUUACCCAUCGACUGCCUAUUAUUAUGGAGGUUAUGAAGGGACUGGAAAUGAGUGGGAUGAUUAUUCGAGAUAUGUGAAUCACGAUGGAGUUGAGAUGACUUCUGGAGUUUAUGGGGAUAACGGGUCGCUUAUGUACCAUCAUGGAUAUGGAUAUGCACCCUAUGGCCCUUAUUCACCAGCUGGUUCUCCAGUUCCGACAAUGGGAAAUGAUGGUCAGUUGUACGGGCCUCAACAUUACCAGUAUCCUCCCUAUUUUCAGCCAAUGACACCAACCAGUGGGCAAUUCACGCCUACUCCUGUUGUCCCAACUCAGGGUGAUGUUUCCACCUCUGUAGCUGCUGAUCAAAAGCCUCUUCCUGUGGAAGUGAAUGGGAAUUCCAAUGGCAUCAACAAUGGCGGGACUGUGAAGGGAAAUAAUGGUGCUAACCCUGGGAAACCAGCCUAUCAAGUCUCAUCUUUUAAUUCCAAUGCUUCGUAUGGAAGAGGUAACAUGCCCGGCCGUAUUCCUACUUCAGGUUACCAGGAUCCACGAUUUGGUUUUGAUGGAUUGCACUCACCUAUUCCAUGGUUAGAUGCCCCACUAUUUUCAGAUGGACAGCCAAGGCCCGUUGCUAGCACAGCACUCACUUCCUCAAUAUCAGGUGGAAGUAACAUGACUGCUUCAAGGAACCAGACUUUUCGCCCUGGCUCUCAAUAUAUGGGUUUGCACCAUCCGAGGCCAAUGCCUGCCAUGGGAACCACUCAUGGCUUCAUAAAUAGGAUGUAUCCAAACAAAUUAUACAGUCAAUAUGGGAACACGGUCAGAUCUGGUAUGGGAUAUGGAACACAUGGAUAUGAUUCUCGGAUGAGUGGACGUGCUUGGCUGGCUGUUGACAAUAAGUAUAAAAAUAGGGGGCGAAGUGGUGGCUACUUUGGCUAUGGUAAUGAGAACAUGGAUGGUUUGAAUGAACUCAAUAGGGGACCUAGGGCCAAGGGCAGCAAGAACCAGAAGGGUUUCACGCCAACUGCCUUAGCAGUUAAAGGGCAGAAGCUGCCAACAAAUUUAAACAAUGAUGAUGAGAAAGACGAGACAAGUAUUGUUCCAGACCGUGACCAAUAUAACAAAGCUGAUUUUCCUGAAGAAUACUCAGAUGCUAAGUUUUUUAUCAUUAAGUCUUACAGUGAAGAUGAUAUUCAUAAAAGCAUCAAGUAUAAUGUGUGGGCCAGUACACAGAAUGGCAACAAGAAGCUUGAUGCUGCAUAUCAGGAGGCCCAGCAGAAGCCUGGUGGAUGCCCUGUAUUCCUUUUCUUCUCGGUUAAUACCAGUGGGCAAUUUGUUGGUCUUGCUGAGAUGAUUGGUCCUGUUGAUUUUGACAGGAGUGUUGAGUAUUGGCAGCAAGACAAAUGGAAUGGUUGUUUUCCUCUGAAGUGGCACAUAGUUAAGGAUAUUCCCAACAAUUUGUUAAGGCACAUCACCUUGGACAACAAUGAGAACAAACCAGUCACUAACAGCAGGGAUACUCAAGAGGUGAUGCUGGAACCAGGGAAUAAAAUGGUUAAAAUUUUUAAGGAGUAUGUCAGCAAGACUUGCAUUUUGGAUGAUUUUGGUUUUUAUGAGGGUCGUCAGAAGACAAUUUUGGAGAAGAAAGCGAAGCAACAAUUCCCCAAGCAGGUAUGGGAGGGGAAGCCCACUGAUGACAAAGUUGAGUUAAACGGGGAGGUUGAGAUACAAAAACCUGAUGUUGCCUCUGGAUUGCUCAAGGAGUCUAACCAAGCUGAGAAAGGUAGCGAUGAGUGCAAAUCAGUGGGGAAUGGGUCUGUUACGAAUGCUGGAGAUGCCCCGAAGGGUGCGAAACCGGUUGUAGCUGAGAAGAAGAUUGUAGCCAAUGGGGUUGCUAACGGUUGCUAACCUCUGCCAUAUUUAAUGAUGGCGGUGCUAGAUGGGUUUCUUUAGCCUGUACUGUUUCUUAGCGUAUGAUACUAAGCCUACGAGCUGCCGCCUGAUAUGAUCUGUCUUGCAUUCUCUUUAUAUCUGAAGAUGAUAGUUUGGGCUGACAAGUGGAGAAGAAGGUCUGUAUAUUUUGGAGCUUGUCAAGGCAGAGAAGUAGUUCAUAGAAUGCUAGUGUCAACCCCUUUUUCGCUGGGUUUUGGUUACAGUGGUUAGCCUCCUAACAGGUUUUCUUGUUCCUAGGGUUUUGGGUUUUAGGUUCAUGUUCAAGUGAUGCUAUACCUUAUGGCCUUUUCUUUUCUUUUUUCUCUUCUCUUUUCGGGGCUUUAUCUUUCUCUUAUUUUCUUUUAAUUUUUAUAUUUGGUUUGUUAUUUCCUAUCUUUGUAAAUCUAGAGCUACUUUGGUGCGAAGCCUCAUUGCUUUUGUUACUUGCAAGAGAGCUAGAGGAAAGGUGGGAAAAUAUUGAAAUAUAGCUGGCUUUAAGUA
Messenger RNA from Prosopis cineraria, 2887 nucleotides. Its product is annotated as YTH domain-containing protein ECT2-like. The record is from RefSeq and is a predicted model, not a curated record. The coding region runs from base 239 to 2362 and encodes 707 amino acids. NCBI's taxonomy places the organism in Eukaryota, Viridiplantae, Streptophyta, Magnoliopsida, Fabales, Fabaceae. Gene Ontology annotation, biological process: mRNA destabilization. The transcript has 9 exons. Gene Ontology annotation, cellular component: cytoplasm. Gene Ontology annotation, molecular function: mRNA binding.